Molecule: messenger RNA, 1014 nt
Organism: Aspergillus pseudoviridinutans
Lineage: Eukaryota; Fungi; Ascomycota; Eurotiomycetes; Eurotiales; Aspergillaceae
Product: GMC family oxidoreductase
Exons: 1
Coding region: 1-1014 (337 amino acids)
Molecular function (GO): oxidoreductase activity, acting on CH-OH group of donors; flavin adenine dinucleotide binding
Source: RefSeq, a predicted model, not a curated record
AUGGCAAACAAUGCAAGUCUUCCAAAUUUAACUUUCAGCGCGUUAGGGUAUCUCUGUACAGAUCACGCUUCCAAAGAAGUCAUCCUCGCUGCUGGCGCACUUGGUACCCCGAAGAUCUUGAUGCAUUCUGGAAUCGGCCCUGCCGGUCAACUUGAAAAUUUCCAGAUAUCAGUUGUCGAGCACCUUCCAUCAGGGGGUCAAGGUCUUGAAGAUCAUCUUUAUGUUCCUCUCUGCUUCCAACGGAAGCCAGAAACGAAUGAUCGAAAUGCCUUCUUCGGCGACAAUGCCGCCAUGGACCGAGUCAUGGCGCAGUGGAUGAAGGACGGGACCGGGCCAUGGACACGCUACUCGUGUCAGGUCGCAGCUGGCUUCUUCAAAUCAGACAAUCUCCUCGCGUCGGCAGAAUUUCAAGCGCUUCCGCCAUCUGUUCAAGACUUUCUGAAGCGGGAGACGAUGCCACACUACGAGUUCUUGACUCAUUUCUCUAUGCACUUCGUCUUUCUUGGGGUUGUUAAAGACUCCAGCUAUGUCUGCCUGGGAUUGUUUCUCCUGAACGAACAAUCCAGCGGCGAAGUCCGCCUCCAGUCGUCGAACCCAGACGACCCGCCGUUUUUUGAUCCCAAGUACCGUUCCCAUCCCUUUGAUCGCCGCGCUUGUAUCGAGAUUCUUCGUGACGCACUCCAAGUGACCAAGCACGAGUCAUUCCUGAAGGACACCGUGGCCCCAAUGGUUGUGCCGGCUUCCGAAUCCGACGAUGACCUUGUCGAGUUCUGGAAGAACAACCUCAGUUCAGUCUGGCACAUGUCGGGGACACUCAAGAUGGGCAAACCUGGUGACCCAGGCGCGGCAGUGGACAGCCGAUUCCGCGUGUUCGGCAUCGAGAAUUUGCGCGUGGCGGACAUGAGCGUUGUGCCAGUUCCGCUGAACACCCACUUGCAGGUUCCCGCGUACAUGAUCGGUAUGACUUGCGCAGAGGUGUUGAUCGAGGAAUAUGAUCUUAAUAGUGUAAAGUAG